This is a messenger RNA of Linnemannia hyalina, 6066 nucleotides long. Lineage: Eukaryota; Fungi; Mortierellomycota; Mortierellomycetes; Mortierellales; Mortierellaceae. The record is from the annotation of a GenBank genome assembly.
AUGUCUGCGACAACCCAUUCCCUCUUACCUUCCAGAGACAUUACUAUUCUUCCUAAGCUUUACCCUCACAUCGGGUCCCAUCUACUCCCACCCGACCUACUCUCAUGUGUCCAAGUCUGCCACCAGUGGUACGACCACUUUAUGCCAACGCUCUGGCACACCAUAGACACCAACAGUACAACCUGGCGUCACAUCUUGGCUCACUACGAUUCUAACCUCUCUGUCGGCAAGCAGGACGAGCAAUGGCUACAGAACAUCUUCAACAAGCACAGCCACCAUAUUCGCCACCUUCAGAUCCACCACCAAGAAAUCUUUCAAGUCGCGAACCUCAGCAAAGGAUGCACCCAGUUGCAGUCCUUGCGAGUGUACGAUAUCGAACCCAACUUGACCUGCAAGGAGAAGGAUGCACAAGGACAGAUUCUGUGGAAUCACUUGCAGGGAUUCAAAGGAUCGUUCCUUUCACCAGAGUUCAAGGGGAUGUUUCAACCUUACCCUGUUGGACUUCGAUCGUUGGUCCAACAAGAGCGGGAAUGGUAUGCGAUCCAGCAUCUGUGGCUCCUUAUUGCCAAGAACGCGGGGCUGAAGGCCCUGUGCUUCUACAACCUCGUGUAUCUUGUUCUCCCCGUCGCUUCAGGCUACUUCCACGACACGGUUGCAGGAUUGUCCCAUCUUGAAGAGUUAGACUGCCACUCUGGCUUCUUCAUCAACUUGGCGACCCUUUUAAGCCGACAGCCUCCAUCGUUGCGUCGUUUGACCUUAACCAACCCAGGUUACCCAGAGCAAUGGGCUAUGCUCCAUGGAUUGGAGUAUCUCAAUCUGGGUUAUAACGUUACAGACCGCACGUUCUUCCUCGCCCUCAAGCACCUACCCAACCUCGACACAUUUGUCGUCGAGUCGAUUUUUUUCCGAUUCGCGCCUAAACAGGGCAACGGAACCAUUCUGGAAACGCCAAGUCGACUCAAGAGAUUGGAGAUAUCGGAGGUCAAGAAGCCCGAGGUGGAGGAUGACGGACUGGCUCAGCGCAUCUUACCAGCACUCCCGCACUUGACCUCCUUCAAGGUAUUCCAACUCUACCCUAUCACUGCCAACGCCCUUUCCGCACACUGUCCAAACCUGGAGAUCCUCGAGCAAGGACAGGAGGAGUACACUGUCCUUCCAGUCCGCGGCGUCCGACCAGCAGUCAACCCUUUGAACGUCUUGCUCCAGACGUGCUCCAAUUUCAAGGAGUUUGUUGGGCUCAAGGUCCAUGUCGAUGCGGAGGAUAUCCUGCGGCAGCGUUGGGCGAGUUGUGAGUCCUUGGAGGUUCUUCCUUGUCAGAUCUCGGGUUUCGGUCGUCUGACAAUGGGCGAGAAGGAGCUCUACGAUGCCAUGCCAAAGUCCAAGCUGCAGAAGGAGCAACACCACAUGCUGUCAGAGGAAGAAAUUCGAGUCGUUGAGAAACUGGAGCGAUCAAGGGAGUUACAGGAAAAAGUCUGCACCCGCCUUGGCGAAUUGACACAUCUCAAAGAACUAGAUCUCGGAUACCUACUUGACAACUCCAACAACCAGAUCGCCACCCAAUACGUCGGCAACUACGGCCAGCCCGCCCAAGAACGAGUAGGUCGUAAUGCCAGCAAUCACGAACCCGUUCAAGAUACCCUCGAGUUGACACUAGAUUCUGGUCUGCGUCAUCUGGCAGGGCUCAAAAACCUGGAGAUGGUGCGCCUCACUUAUAACCACUACUCACCGCCAGUCCAAGCACUCCGGGCUAUCGACCUCUCAACCGAGGUCCGGUUUGCUCGCGUUGUCGACAAGCAAGACGGCGACAGAACCUUUACUGCCAAUGCAGUCGUGGACCAUUUUGGCGAGUUCGAGGAUGUCAAACGAUACACCCACGACGACUGGGAGACCUUACCCCGCUAUCCCGCUGAGAUUCAGUCCGAUGGCACUGAAACAUUGGAGGCAUUCCCUGCAUACACCGAUGACGUACUGUACGUCGCCAAGCAGGGCCUCACUCCUCACACGCUGGGCGUAACCCCUAUCAAGGUCUCUGACGACGGCGGCAUGGAGUCUUUCCCAGAUCCAUCUCGACAAGGAGACUUCUCCAGUCACUCUUUCUACGACUCUGACCCUUACAACUCGAACUACAACACGAUGCACUCCAUGGCCAACAGUUGGACCCUUAACCAGCUGAUCAAGAACGUACGACUCCAGCCGCCUUUCUUUGUCUUGCCGAGGGGGCCCUUGCCGUCAGCUGACAAAAAUGACCUUUCUGCAGUCCAGCUCACAAUGUACCUACUCUGUGUCAACCAUCAUCGCACCGAGUACGAUUCAGUCCCUCACUUUGCUGGUGUACCUGGUGUCGCUGUCAAGAGGCCCGCCGAGUUUCUGGGGAGGUUCUCCGCCACGCUGCUUUGGGGCCUAAAGAUGUUGAAGGUUAGUCUCCGGGACCUGGAAACCGGUUUGGGAGAUGACCAGGCAAGGUACGUUCAGAUCACCACACUGCUGGCGUCUGAGCUAGGCCUCUCAAGUACGGACGAUGUGAAGCAGUUGGUGGACAAGAUGAUCGAAUAUCUCCAGAAGUUGCGACAACAGAAUAGCAACCAAGUUACCAGAACCAGACCUCCUUUGUCCAGACAUGAUAUUGCAGUCCUACCGUCCUACCUAGAGAGACAUCCCGACACGCUGCAAGAUGACAUUGUCCACCGAGGCCUGUUCCAUGCCUGCGAUUCCCAAGGCCGUGAACAGUUGAUGUGUAGAAGCUGUUACCAACUCCUAUAUCCGUUACACAGCGUCCAGUACAUCGUGGAGCACGUCGGUGCUCACGGAGACUACGACGCUCAAAAAGGCAGCAUUACCCUCCGUCCGCAGGAUAGCGAGGGCUUACAACAACUCUGUCUUCUCGAUGCCGCCAUGGUCGGGUGCGUUACGGAGCUCAUUAUCGAUGUGAGCUGGGAUGCUAGCACAGAGGACGUACAGUCGAUCCACGCCCUCGCAGGUCGGCUUGGACUUACCAGUCUGACCAUCGCCACUUCCGCCAUCGCUUCAUCCAACAGCACGUCUGCUCCAUCUUCUCCAUUGUCGUCUUUAUCCGAUCGGUCUUCAGGAUCCCAGCUGGAAAAAAUCAAGGAACUUUCUCAUGCUUUGCUCCAGGGCCUGAAGCAUCUGUGCAUCAGCUCGCAUGUGGCCCUGAAUGCUCCUGCUCUUCUCUUCGAUCUUCGACGGCUGUCACCUCAAAGAAAUGCUCUGGUCGUCACGGUCAAGGAACCCUCCUCGAGGUGCCUCGCUGGACUCUACAACGGCAACACUCAACUAUUAGACCUCAGGACGACUCUAGACCAUGCCAAAAACAUCACCACCACUGGGUACUUCGCGGGAAACCUACAGUCCAUCACCAUUAACGUUCUUGAGUCAUUGCGGAUGGAAUCUCCACACCCUGUGCUUUCACUCCUGACCGAUGGCAUUACGACGAUUCUUCGAAAAAAUCCCAACCUUUCAUUGCUGACCUUAUAUUGCGACGCACGCGAUUUCCGAAUCAUGGAGGCUAUGAUGGAAUCGAUUUAUUCCAAAAUGACGUCCGAUCAAGCACCAGAUUCUCGCCUUUCCAUAUACACCCUUAUCGACAACUCGGAAGACCAUCUCGUUGCAACCUUCAAGCUCCCCAAUAGUCGCGACAACAAGGCGGUUGUAGCUAACGUCACCACUCGCAAAAAUGGAUCCGGUCACGAUGCCUUCCUUGACGAGUAUGGCCUGUUCGUUCGAACAUUGAAUACCAACGACAUGUUCAGAACAAGCGUCAUGGACGCAUUGCAUCGUUCCAUUACGCGCAAACGUUCUUCUCAGUUGAGAAAUGUCACGAUCUCCGUCGGCGAUUUAGACCCAGAAGGAGCUGUGACAUUUUUGAGUAUACUGAAGUCCUCCAACGUAACACUAAAACAACUUGUUCUAGUCGGUUCUCCUGUGGAUUAUCAAGUAUAUAUAACGGUCAUGGACGCAUUGAGGAGCCUAAGUUCCGUCAAAGUGGUUUGUUUCGACGACGGCUCCAAUAUGAGGCAGUGGAUCGACGGCGUGCAGGAUUCUCUCCUUGAGGGCAACUCCUUGACUGUUCUGGACCAAGUUGGCGAUCUUCGCAGGAUCGUCCCUGGACACGAUGACACUAGUUUGGAUUGGCUGAGGAUCCGACAAGCCAGGCAUUUCAGCGAAGGCGCCGCUUCUCAAGACGCAUCGGUGGCAUCUCGACCUCCCAGCAUUUGGUCGCAUGUCGAGGUUCAGCAAGGUUACAAACCCACAGAGGACCAGCAACCACUCCAAGCCCUAGGCAAUCCAAAGUCGACGAUCGAUACUACUGCCCCCGCCACAGACGAAAUCCAUGCAAAGGGGGAAGUUGAGGUCCUUGAGGAUGGGAGCCGCCUUAUACCUUUUAAGAAAGCACCAACUGGUUUGUCCCUGAUCUUGGAGCUGAAUCAGCGUUUUAUCAGCUCGAAAGGAUACCGGAGCGUCGCCGACACCCCCUUGAAACCCCUGUCUCCUGCCAUUACGAGCUCUCUUGUCCCUGCCACCUCGCAACCCCUCUCACCUUCCUCCGCUUUAUCCAACCUUAUGACCCUCCCAGCUGCAUCCAUCGCCCGACCAAUGGCGAUGCUCUCGACAACACUCAACGAUCAAACAUGCACCGUCAAGGAUCUUUCAGCCUCUUCACAUCCAAACAGUGACAACGAAGGUCAGCAUGCACCCCAGAGUGCAACAACCAAUUUAUCCGCGGAGAAGAAAUUGGUGCUUGGCAACAUGUACAUAGACGGCAAGGGGGUUGCACAAGACUUUCAGGCCGCCGAUCAAGGAGACGCAGUCGCUCAGUACAGCAUCGGCGUUAUGUACGACGUAGGCAAAGGUGUUCCUCAGGACUUUGCCAAGGCGAUGGAGUGGUACCUCAAGGCCGCCGAUCAAGGAGACGCAGUCGCUCAGUGCAGCAUCGGCGUUAUAUACGACGAAGGCAAAGGCGUUCCCCAGGACUUUGCCAAGGCGAUGGAGUGGUACCUCAAGGCCGCCGAUCAAGGAGACGCAGUCGCUCAGUGCAGCAUCGGCGUUAUGUACGACGAAGGCAAAGGCGUUCCUCAGGACUUUGCCAAGGCGAUGGAGUGGUACUUCAAGGCCGCCGAUCAAGGAGACGCAGUCGCUCAGUACAGCAUCGGCGUUAUGUACGACGUAGGCAAAGACGUUCCUCAGGACUUUGCCAAGGCGAUGGAGUGGUUCCUCAAGGCCGCCGAUCAAGGAGACGCAGUCGCUCAGUGCAACAUCGGCGUUAUGUACGACGAAGGCAAAGGUGUUCCUCAGGACUUUGCCAAGGCGAUGGAGUGGUACCUCAAGGCCGCCGAUCAAGGAGACGCAGUCGCUCAGUGCAACAUCGGCGUUAUGUACGACGUAGGCAAAGACGUUCCUCAGGACUUUGCCAAGGCGAUGGAGUGGUUCCUCAAGGCCGCCGAUCAAGGAGACGCAGUCGCUCAGUGCAACAUCGGCGUUAUGUACGACAAAGGCAAAGGUGUUCCUCAGGACUUUGCCAAGGCGAUGGAGUGGUUCCUCAAGGCCGCCGAUCAAGGAGACGCAGUCGCUCAGUGCAACAUCGGCGUUAUGUACGACGUAGGCAAAGACGUUCCUCAGGACUUUGCCAAGGCGAUGGAGUGGUUCCUCAAGGCCGCCGAUCAAGGAGACGCAGUCGCUCAGUGCAACAUCGGCGUUAUGUACGACAAAGGCAAAGGUGUUCCUCAGGACUUUGCCAAGGCGAUGGAGUGGUACCUCAAGGCCGCCGAUCAAGGAGACGCAGUCGCUCAGUGCAACAUCGGCGUUAUGUACGACGAAGGCAAAGGCGUUCCCCAGGACUUUGCCAAGGCGAUGGAGUGGUUCCUCAAGGCCGCCAACCAAGGAUUGGCUAUUGCUCAAUUCGACGUCGGCCGACUUUAUAACAACGGUCAAGGUGUUCCCCAGGACUUUACAGAGGCUGCGGGGUGGUUCUCUAAAGCUGCCGACCGAGGACUUGAUGCGGCCAAGAGAAAAUUGGAGGCCAUGAAGAAAAAGGGUGUUGCUGUGAACUAA